GUCACAUGGUUCAAUAGCUGCCCUGUGCUGUAUGGUUAUCCAGCAGGAGGGUGGGAUGUAUUUCAGGAUGCUGGAGGGCAGGAUCUAGUAACUCAUUGGCUACUGAUCAAGUGAUUGCCAUUUUUGGAGCUUUCACCAUCUCCACUGGGAGCAGAGCAUCAAUCCUGCUACACUUGUAACCAGGAAGUAUUUUGAAAACAGCUGGGGAUUUGAGUGGCACCGAAAUUCACCUUGUCAUUCGAUCUGGUUACAACCACUUGAGUCUGCACCGGCACUUGAGUCUGCACCGCCAUAUUGGAGCCGGGUUUCGGUGCCCAACCCUAGUUAAGAGUUGAUCAUCAGUUAAAUUGUCUAUUUUUUUUUCCAGCUGUUUCACCAUGGCCUCACUUGAUGAUACCAUAGAGACAGCAGCCCUGGGAAGACCAUUCCAGCUCGGGAUGCUGUAUGAGUGCAGGAAGGACGCUCUUAUUCCAGGUACAACCUUAUGGGAUCAAGAGGAGGUGCAGAGGAACACAAGUGUGAAACAACAAAAUAAUACUGAAUUUAAGGUCACAACAUCAGAUACAAUUGAGGAGAAGUCGGAUUCAUUGAAGAUCUCUGGCUCUCUGAAACUAAGUCUCUUGGGAGGACUGGUGGAUGUGGGAGGAUCAGCUAAAUAUUUCAAAGACACAAAGAAAUCCAACAAACAAGCACGUGUGACUCUUCAGUACAAAACAACCACAAAAUUUGAAACAUUAACAAUGUCUCACCUGGGUCGUGGGCAGGUGUCUCAUCCUAAUGUGUUUAAAGAUGACACUGCCACUCAUGUCGUCACGGCCAUCUUGUACGGAGCUGGUGCCUACUUUGUGUUUGACAGAGAAUCAUCUUCAGAGGAUAAGAAGGAACAAGUGGAGGGGGAGGUUAAACUCACCUUCAAUAAACUGAAAAACCUCACAGUAGAUGCUGAUGCAUCUUUAAACAUGGAUGAUACAGAAAAGACAGCAGUUGAGAAAUUUAGCUGCACAUUUCAUGGGGAUUUUAAUUUAGGCACCAACCCAACAUCCUUCAGUGAUGCUGUGAGAGUUUACACAGAUCUUCCAAACAUGCUGGGAGAGAAUGGAGAACAUGCUGUUCCACUCAGGGUGUGGCUGUACCCUCUGUGCAAGUUGGAUUCAAGAGCUGCAAGACUGGUAAGAGACAUCAGCAAUAACCUCAUCAGAUAUUCAUCAGACAUCAUAGAGAGUUUGACCAGGACAGAGAUGAGAUGCAGAGACAUACUGAAAGACACAGCAGCAGCAGCAUUUCCUGCCCUGGCAAUGAAGGUUCAGAAUUACAUGCAGAUGGGCCAUCAGUACAAGCUUGACCUCAUGCAGAAGCUCGGGUCAGUGCUUCCUUUAAUCCGAGGGGGUGGGAAAGAGGAGAGUGCUCUAUUAGACAUUCUGAAGGCACAUGAGAGUUCUCCAUUCAACAGCAAAGACCUGGAACAGUGGCUCAAAAAAAAGGGGAUACACUGA
Messenger RNA from Alosa sapidissima (American shad), 1493 nucleotides. RefSeq names its product verrucotoxin subunit beta-like. Bases 378 to 1493 code for a protein of 371 amino acids. The record is from RefSeq and is a predicted model, not a curated record. Lineage: Eukaryota; Metazoa; Chordata; Actinopteri; Clupeiformes; Clupeidae. The transcript is spliced from 2 exons.